CAAACGCGUUAUAAAUCUGAAAAGACUCGAGUGGAGUCAAGGCAAGUCAACAGGUCUACCCUUCAGUUGGGCGCAGCUGCCAUGCAUCUUCCCAAUUUGAUUAAACAAAUUACUGGUGCUUGAGCACGAAAUCUGCAGCAUACAGGGAGGAUAUAUCAACAAAUUACUGUUUACUUGAAAUCUGCAGCAAAGAGGGAGGAGAUAUCAACAAAUUACAGUUUACUUUGGGGCCUGUGUGCUAAACAGAGAAAUUUCAAGUGUAAACAAUGGCAUCCAAAGCCUUGUUCUCAAUCAUUCGACGUGUAAAGCGAAAGGGGGAAAAGGGGGAAAAGGAGGAAAAGGAGGAAAGAAAGAGAUCAUUCUUGAAGAAUGGAAGCAUGUUACUAAAGGAUCUAAUUGCUUCUUGUGAUGGAAAAUCUCAUCCUAUUCGUUCUUACUCUGCUGCUGAGCUCAUCAGAGCUACCAACAACUUUGAUCCUUCUUGCUGGAUAGAUGGAUUACACAACAAGAUGUACAGGGGUAUUCUAGAUGACCGAACAGUUAUCAUUAGGAAGUACAGAGAUUGGGACGACAGAGCUAUUCGUGAUAUUAUCAUAUCAAUGCAGAUGAGCACCCAUAAGAAUUCCUUGAAAUUAUUAGGCUGCUGCUUAGAGUUCGAUACAUCAGCUUUGGUGCUUGAAAAUGCAGGAAAAGGAGGUCUCAACUAUGAUGGGAGUUUAGUAGUGGAUAAUGAAUUAUUACCAUGGAAAACUAGACUGCGUAUUGCAAAGCAGCUUGCUAGUGCACUUACAUACCUACAUACUGCCUUUCCAAGGCCCAUCGUUCAUAGGAGUAUAACAUCCACCCACAUUUUAUUGGACGAUGACUAUGUUCCCAAACUCUUCGACUUUUCAUUCUCCAUAACCAUUCCUCCUAACCAAUUGUAUGUUCAAGAAAAUUUCGCAACUUUUACAAUGGGGUACCUGGACCCUGCUUACCGAGAGUCUUAUCAAAUUUCAGAAAAAAAUGAUGUUUAUUGCUUUGGUGUGCUUUUACUUGUAUUCUUAAUGCGACGAGAAGCUGUAUGUUGGACUGAGGAAGGAAAUGUGGGUGAAUACCUUACUGAAGAUCCGAAACUUAACGUUUCUGAUGGACAUAUUCAAAUAGAGACAAUUGCGGACCCUAAAAUCCUUGAGGAAGUCGGGGGAGAUGAGCAAGCACAACAGCAACUGCAGGAUUUCCUAGCACUGGCAUUGUUGUGCAUCCAAUACGAAAGUGAAGCAAGGCCAGAUCUGAUUGAUGUGGCCAAAGAACUUGUAAGAAUUGAGAAGUCUAUCUUGCCUUAGUUCAGUCUUUCACUUGUUAAAAGAGUCGAUGCUAAGCUCUCUGUAUUAGAAGAAUAUCCAUAAUUAUCCUUAUGUAAUCAAAUUAUCUGAUUAUAAAUACUUAA
Prunus avium (sweet cherry) is the source of this 1429-nucleotide messenger RNA. Its product is annotated as serine/threonine-protein kinase ZRK1-like. The record is from RefSeq and is a predicted model, not a curated record. Gene Ontology annotation, biological process: protein phosphorylation; cell surface receptor signaling pathway. Gene Ontology annotation, molecular function: protein serine/threonine kinase activity; ATP binding. NCBI's taxonomy places the organism in Eukaryota, Viridiplantae, Streptophyta, Magnoliopsida, Rosales, Rosaceae. Gene Ontology annotation, cellular component: plasma membrane.